AUGUCAUCCGGCGGUAUCGCCAUCGGAAUGGCCCAAAGUCAUGGACCCCUCUCGAGGACGAAUACCACGCCCAUCUUCCCGACGCGGAGUGGUUUGGCGCAGACCAUGAGCCAUACGCCUAGCUCGAGAUCAUCCCAAAUGUCUAACCCCUCGACAACCUUCACAUCCUCCUCCACAACGUCACUGCCCUCUAUGUCAAGCGCUUCCACGAUGCAAGCGCCGGCGAAUGGGGGACAAGUGGUCGCAACAAAUAAUAUCAUUAAUCAGAAAGCCGAUGCGUCGCGGAGUUUAUACCAAAUAUGUGUUAUGCUGCGGAAUCGUCUCGCACAGGUGCCCGGCUUCGAUGUCCAUCUAAAUGAAUUGGAAGAGGAGGAGGGCGGGGAUGAUAUGGACCCGGUGUCAUCGUUAUGGGCGUGCCUGCGGAAAGGCACUCCCUUGAUGACGAUAUAUAAUUCUCUUCGGCCACCGGUCCCUUUACAAAUAGCCGUCGAUAAUGGACCCGAGAAAAAGAGACCUAAAAAUCUACCCAAGAUGGCGGCGUUCAAAUUUGUGGAGGCAUGUUUGAAGGGAGAGUUGCAGUUGGAUGCUGGGGAAUGCUUUGCUCUAACGGAUCUCUUUGGUGAUGAUACUACAGGUUUUGUUAAGGUCACCCAAAUCAUCAAUAAGGUCCUCGACGAAGCUGAAGUGCGAGGCAAUCUAAGGGUCGUGCAAACAGAUACAACCACUUCAACAACUCCUGCUGGAGCACAGAUGAGUUACAGAGACCACGUUGUUGGCGAGUUAGUGGAUACAGAACGGAAGUACGUUCAAGAUUUGGAGAAUCUGCACGAACUCAAGAAGACAAUAGAGCAAAAGGGGGUCAUCCCUGGGGAUGUGGUACAUGAUAUCUUUCUCAACAUCAACUCAAUUCUGGAUUUUCAAAGACGGUUUCUCAUCAAAAUUGAAACAACCAAUUCUCAACCCCAGGACAAGCAAGAAUGGGGCUUACCGUUUGCCAAUUACGAAGAGUCCUUCAAUAUUUACAAGCCAUUCAUAGCAAAUCAGCGGAAGGCUGCCGACAUUGCCAAGAAGGAAUUUCACAAAAUUACCUUGGCAGACCACCCCGUCGUCGUGGAUUUUAAUACUCUAGAUGGGUUCUUACUCAAGCCAAUGCAACGCUUAGUAAAAUAUCCGUUACUCCUAAAGGAUCUACGUGACAAGACGAAUGCCGAUGAGGCAACAAAACUCGAUCUAACCACGGGCAUUGAAGCAGCAAAUCGGGUGCUCAAGGAAGCCAAUGAAGCUGUCGACCAGGAACUGAGACGCGAGGCACGAGAAAACCUAGAAGCUCGUGUCGAAGACUGGAAGCACCACCAGAUUGACCACUUCGGAGAACUGUUAUUGCAUGGACACUUCCCAGUAGUCACAGGCAAAACCGACGGGCAGAAAGAAUACACAAUAUAUCUCUUCGAGCGAAUCCUUCUUUGUUGCAAAGAAGUCAGCCCAAAGGACAAGAUAAUGGGAACCCAGAAAGACAAAAAGGAUAAGAAUAAGAAGAAGGACCCGAAUUCAAAACUCCAACUUAAGGGGCGAAUUUUCAUGACUAAUGUCACAGAGGUUGUCUCGCUCGCAAAGCAGGGCUCUUAUACAGUGCAGAUUUUCUGGAAGGGCGACCCCGGAGUUGAAAGCUUCAUUAUCAGGUUCUCGAAUGAUGACUCAAUGAAGAAGUGGUACACUGGAAUUGAUGGUCAACGGAAAGCGCAUACGAACAUCCAGUCUGGUACCAGCCCUGAUGCAACGCCUCCUGAUUUCGCUUGGAUGCGAGAUCAAACUGCAGCAAUGCAAAACCCUUACGCACAACAAGAUGAUGAGGACGAGGAUGAGGAGCACAAUCAAGCAUACCAAGGACAGCCUAUUCAAGGAAUGCCUCGGAACGCCUCCAGCACCAGUCUACGUUCGAGGGCUGCGACCGGUGACAGUGGACAGUCACUAGCUGGGAUCGCUCGGGCACCACCACCAAGAUUUCCUCUAGGCUUCUCGAACCCGCCUCUUAGCCUACAGACUCAGAUAAAUACUCAAAUGCCUUCUCCCGGUCAACGAAUGGGCGAUUCGUAUUUCUCCCCUGUAGCUGAGUCCCCUGCUUCUUCCAGAACAAGCACAACCUCAUCAAUGUUCCCAUUUCCGCGCCAAGGAACGCCACAAGGAACCUGGGAAGAUCACAACCGUUACACGGCACCUGCAAUGCCGCGUGCACCGUCACGGGGCAGUCAAACACCUAUGGAUGCGUAUCAGAUGAAUGGCCGAACUCCCCAGAGGCCUUCACUUCCUGCCAUGGCUUCGCACUCGCAACAGCCUAGUUUAUCACAACAGCGGAGUCGGUCCUAUAGUACCCCUGAUAUCACCGCUCAAAAUGGGGCUCGACGCGCUCCCAAUGGUGCUCCCAAUAGCCAGGUUCCUGCAGUGCCUGGAAUUCCAGCUCACCUGCACCCAGCUUAUGACGCGGGUAUUCCAAGAUCUCAGAACAAUUCUCCCAACGGCCUGCCGAUGAGGUCCAAUACGCAAUCGCCAGGCGCCCAGCGGGAUCGUCUAGGAGCACCAUCGCCAUAUCCUAAUGGGCCGCAAUAUUCUAAAAGCAAUAUGGCACCCAUACCUGUAAAUUCAGAUAACCGAACAAUGUCGCCUCCUCUUGGCAGCGCCAUGUCCGGCGAUAGCGAUGGUGCAUUGCCCACACAACUGAAAGUCAAGGUUAACUGUGACGGAAACUAUGUCACGCUUGUGGUGGCUUUCAAUAUUACAUACCAGUCCCUAAUCGAUCGAAUCGACGCCAAAGUGGGCCGAUUUUCGAAUAACGCAAUUGCACGAGGUACGAUGAGGUUGAGAUAUCGCGACGAAGACGGGGACUUUGUCACCAUCGAAUCAGAUGAUGACGUCCAAAUUGCCUUCCAGGAGUGGCGAGAAGCACAGAAGGCCCAAUACCAUGCCGGCCAGCUUGGAGAGAUUGAGCUAUUCUGCCUCAGUGUCCCGAAUUAG
Venustampulla echinocandica is the source of this 3009-nucleotide messenger RNA. Its product is annotated as CDC24 Calponin. The transcript is spliced from 5 exons. Bases 1 to 3009 code for a protein of 1002 amino acids. NCBI's taxonomy places the organism in Eukaryota, Fungi, Ascomycota, Leotiomycetes, Helotiales, Pleuroascaceae. Gene Ontology annotation, cellular component: division septum; nucleus; cytoplasm. The record is from RefSeq and is a predicted model, not a curated record. Gene Ontology annotation, molecular function: protein binding; guanyl-nucleotide exchange factor activity. Gene Ontology annotation, biological process: establishment of cell polarity; septin ring organization; intracellular signal transduction.